GCUUUUUGGCGAACACAAACAGCUUGCAUCACUCGCUGUUUAUGGAUGCAGCAACUCUUCGGUCCUCUGCUUUGCCCUUAUCACAUCGCUCUUUAAGAGGGACCAGCCUCAUUCCUUUUCUUCCUUUCUAGUGAGCUAUUCUCCGUUUGAUUUACCAGUUGGUCGGUCAUGUUCUCGGCGCGAACUUCUGCACCCUCCUUGGGAGGGUUGACCGUCAAUACAUCUUCUGCCAACUCUUUGUUCGGAGCAAAUACGACAUCGACCGCACCCGCAGCCACCACCGGCGGUAGUUUAUUUGGCGCUGCUGCCACCACCACGCAACAACCACAGUCGGGAGGACUUUUUUCAGGUCUAGGCGCACAGAACCAACAGCAACAGAAACCAGCUGGAGGAAGCAUAUUUGGAGGAACUUCUCAGCAAACACAGCCAGCUUCUGGGAACCUCUUCGGAAGUACACAACUACAAAGUGGAGGAUCGCUUUUUGGGGCUGGCACCCAGCAGCAGCAGCAACAACAACAAACUCAACAAUCAGGAGGGUUGUUUGGUGCUACACAGCAAAAGCCCACAGGGGGUUCUCUCUUUGGUGCAGCUACGUCUACUUCUCAACCGCAAUCCGGCGGAUCGCUUUUUGGCGGACUUGGGCAAGCCACAGCCACCACCUCGACGUCUGCUGGAGGUUUAUUUGGUGCUAGUCAGCCCCAACAGCAACAGCAGCCACAACCACAGCAAGGACCAUCGCUCUCGUUAUUCGGAAACCGAAAUACGACAACACAAGUAGAACAGAGGCCAGGAGGCUCAACAGUGCAAGGCGUCAAAAUUGACGUCUCAAACCUCGUCCCUACAACCAAAUUCGAAAGCUGUACAGAUGAAUUAAAAAAGGAAAUCGAAACCAUUGACACCUUCAUCCUCAACCAAAUCCGCAUGUGCAACGAAGUUUCCGACAUCCUCCCCACUAUCUCUUCACAAGGCGCCCUAGUGCCUAACGAUGUGGAGUUCGUCCAGGGAAAACUGGACACCCUCCAAGAAGCCCUAGAAACCGACGCCAGGGGCAUUGAAAAUGCCCGCAACCUCGUAACACGGGAUGCCGGGGAGGCUAAGCUUGCCUUCCGCGCCCUUGACAAUCUCCUCCUGCCCCUCCAAUACCAACCCACAGCCGCAGACAGAUGGCUAGCACCAAGCCAACAAUCCCAGUCUCUACCAGGCCGCUCUAUACGCUCCGGGCUCAGCGCGCGCCACAUGCUCGCCCUCCCUGAGGAUGCGGAAGCGGACUCCAGCCUAGGCGCCACAGGCGGCCCGACUAAUCUGGUCGAUUACUUCUCCCAGCGCGCCGAUGACAUGGAUGUUGUCGUUCAAAAAUACAGGAAGAGUCUGAAAGAGAUCGAAGAGUACCUUCGCGGCGUCGAGGCGUCACUUGCGCAGCAGAUUAAUGACUUAUCUUCUCGGAGCAGGGAUGGUGGAGCCCCAUCCCAUGCGUCCGCGACCAGAGCGAGUGAGCUUGCCGCAACACUCGGGGAUGUGGAGACGGCCAUCCUUGGUGUUGCGGGCAGGGUGGGUGGUGUUCGAGAAGAGGUCCAGGAACUUGUUUUGGGGCCCUUGGGUAUAGGUGGUCACGGGAUAACGAAUGGAUGGUGAAUAACAAUAAAUAAUUAAAUAAUUAUAUAUUUUAAUGAAGUGGACCAAGAUUUGCCUUUUUGAGCGCAGUAUGCUUGCUAUGUGGGUAAUUUUCUUCCUUGCAAGCCCCAUUUUGUAUAUUUUAGUUGUUUAUGAUAGGGGGAUCCCCAACCUACGUUGGCAGUUCGGAAAUGGCGCGAUUGCGAUCACUGCCUCCAAAUGCUAGUGUUAAGGGGCGUUUGUUAGGCAUAGAGGUUUGGAAGGUCGAUUGGGAAAGCAGCUCAAAUGGAUAUAAUGAAGUAUUUCCCAUAAAUGUUAUGAAAUUAUCAUAUCUCUAGCCUCCUAGAACCAUAUUUUUUAUGCUUCCCUUGAAACGUUAACUGCACAAAAAAAAAAGGGUGGGUGGUAUUCAUGUUUAUAUAUUAGUUUUAUCAUCGGGGGUUACCAUUUCCCAUAUGGCUUCCCACCCCAAAAAGGUUGGAUGGCGGAUUAGAACUAGAGGCAGCGUGAUCAGAUGGACGGCCAAUUUUUAUCCCUGCGCUUAGGCCAUAGUUACUAGAGCUACUAUGAGAAAAUCUACUAUCAACUCCUUCGGGCGCGAAACGCUGCGGGACUGGAAAAAUCUGAUUGUGAGUUGUAUAGCCGUUCUGUUGACGCUCCGGGAAUUCAGACCUCUGGGUCGAAGGUAGAGGCCCAGGGAGCCUGGUUCGAUGUUGUGGUGUAACUGGUGGCAAUGUGGCUAGAAGAUAUUAGCACAAGCUACGCCAUAUAAGUGGACAAAACAUCUACACCUACCAGUUCGAAAAGACGGCGGUAGG
Molecule: messenger RNA, 2429 nt
Organism: Blastomyces gilchristii SLH14081
Lineage: Eukaryota; Fungi; Ascomycota; Eurotiomycetes; Onygenales; Ajellomycetaceae
Product: nucleoporin NUP49/NSP49
Exons: 4
Coding region: 169-1632 (487 amino acids)
Biological process (GO): nucleocytoplasmic transport
Cellular component (GO): nuclear pore
Molecular function (GO): structural constituent of nuclear pore
Source: RefSeq, a predicted model, not a curated record